Messenger RNA from Pseudopipra pipra, 972 nucleotides. It is a transcript of the gene SHISAL2A, whose product is annotated as shisa like 2A. The transcript is spliced from 3 exons. Bases 153 to 695 code for a protein of 180 amino acids. The record is from RefSeq and is a predicted model, not a curated record. Lineage: Eukaryota; Metazoa; Chordata; Aves; Passeriformes; Pipridae.
GGGGAGUGGGCGCGGCGGUUCCCGCCGCCAGCGCAGCCCCCUGCCCGCCCAGCCCCGCCCGCCACGGCCGCCUCUCUCCUCUGCUCUCCUCUCCUCGCCUCCCCUCCCGCCCGGGCGCCGCCGAGCCGAGUCGCCGGGCGGGCACGGGCACCAUGAGCGCCGAGUGCAGCAGUUACCUCAACGCCGACAAGGUGCUGGUGAGCGGGUUCAGCUGCCCGCGGGCGGGCGGCGACGCCCGCGCCGUGUUCUGCUGCGGCUUCCAGGACGUCAAGUACUGCUGCGAUGACCCCCACAGCUUCUUCCCCUACGAGCACAGCUACAUGUGGUGGCUCAGUGUUGGAGCACUCGUGGGCCUGUCCAUAGCAGCAGUGGUCCUCUUCGCUUUUAUCAUCACUGUGUGUGUUCUCUGUUAUUUGUUUAUCAGCACCAAGCCACGCAGCAAACUGGAUACUGGUUUAAGCUUGCAGAUGGCAGAUACAGAGCUGCAUCCUUCACAAGGCCCCCACCAGAACAAGCUGCUGACAAAGCCAAAUGGCUUCAAGAGAUUUCCUAAGCUGCAAGGAUGGACUGUGACUGAGAACCUGACUCACUCUUCCAGAGGUGUUUCCUGGCUAUUACAGCUACUGUGGAUAACCAGAGGCCAAUCUGAAGCUGUGCCUGCAUAUGUUUGUGUAUGGUUCUGUACUGAGAAAUAGUAUGUUUUGAUUUGCACAUUCCAGCUACUGCUGUCAGUCGUUUUCAUGCAAGUCGUUGUCUUUACCCUGUGCAAUCCCAGUGAGAUGACACAGUUGUCAAGCAGAGCAGAAUUUGGCACACCAUGUUGACCAAACUUUAUUUGAAGCUUUCCCUGUGUGCCAUCUUAAUGUGGUGUCUUCAUGUCAUGAACACUGUUGUCUUUAGUCCAAUGUGACUGUUGGGUGCACAGACCAAUGUGAAAGCAGUACCUCAAUAAAAUCUGGCACUUGUGUUGUA